Molecule: messenger RNA, 1371 nt
Organism: Anopheles moucheti
Lineage: Eukaryota; Metazoa; Arthropoda; Insecta; Diptera; Culicidae
Gene: Gr63a
Product: gustatory and odorant receptor 24
Exons: 3
Coding region: 1-1371 (456 amino acids)
Biological process (GO): sensory perception of taste
Cellular component (GO): dendrite; axon; membrane
Molecular function (GO): sweet taste receptor activity
Source: RefSeq, a predicted model, not a curated record
AUGAGUCGCAUCUUUCACACGGAAACGAUGCGCUUCGAGGGUACGUUGCACGAACCGAAGCGAAACCGUAACGUGUUCCUCGACGUAAAACCCAUCGCGGAAGACAACGGUGCGCAAGACUCCAGGGAACAGGGUAGGCGAAAUGCAACCGUCUUUAACAAUCGGGUUGGCUUUCCUCCGCUCACACCAAAGGAAGCGUUCGUGAAUACAGCGGCCACAGCCAACCAAACGAGCAUGGUGUUCGAGAGUUCGAAACCAAUCUACCUGGUGCUGCGUGCCAUCGGAGUGUUUCCGUAUACGCGGCUCGCAUCCGGUGAGACUGCGUUCGUAUUGGCCUCGCCCUCCAUGGUGUACUGUGUGAUGUUUUUCCUCCUGCUUACCGUGUACAUCGCCUUCAUUCUGCUCAAUCGCAUCGAAAUCGUGCGCACGCUCGAGGGUCGCUUCGAGGAGUCCGUUAUUGCAUAUCUGUUCAUCGUGAACAUCCUGCCGAUCCUGAUCAUACCGCUGAUGUGGUACGAAUCGCGCAAGGUCGUGUCGGUGGUGAAUGGGUGGGUCGAUUUCGAAACGGUCUACCGGAAAACGUCCGGCCGUGCAUUGGAGCUAAAGCUUCGUACCAAGGCACAGGUGGUCGCCAUCUUGCUGCCGAUCCUUUGCUCCCUGUCGGUCGCCAUUACGCAUGUGACGAUGGUCGACUUUAAGCUGCUGCAGGUCAUACCGUACUGUGUGCUCGACACGAUCACCUACAUGAUGGGCGGUUACUGGUAUCUGGCGUGCGAGACGCUCAGCAUUACGGCGAAGAUCCUGGCGGAAGAUUUUCAGCGCGCCCUACGCCAUGUGGGCCCGGCGGCCAAGGUGUCCGAGUAUCGGUCGCUGUGGUUGCGCCUUAGUAAGCUGGCCCGCGAUACAGGAUUCUCCACGUGUUACACCUUCACCUUCAUCUGUCUGUACCUGUUCUUCAUUAUAACGCUCUCGAUCUACGGGCUGAUGUCGCAAAUUUCGGACGGGUUUGGGGUGAAAGACAUUGGGCUUGCUGUGACCGCGUUCUGUAGCGUUGGCUUGCUGUUCUACAUCUGCGAUGAGGCCCAUUAUGCAUCGUUUAACGUGCGCACCAACUUCCAGAAGAAGCUGCUGAUGGUUGAGCUGAGCUGGAUGAACACGGAUGCGCAGACCGAGAUCAACAUGUUUUUGCGGGCGACCGAGAUGAACCCAUCCAGCAUUAAUUUGGGAGGGUUUUUUGACGUCAACCGUACGCUGUUCAAAUCGCUGCUUGCAACGAUGGUUACGUACUUGGUGGUGCUGCUCCAGUUCCAGAUCAGCAUUCCGGAUGAACCGAGUGCCAUGUUGAUGCACGGUAACACGUCACAUUCUUAG